This is a messenger RNA of Myodes glareolus (Bank vole), 1589 nucleotides long. It is a transcript of the gene Txndc15, whose product is annotated as thioredoxin domain containing 15. Gene Ontology annotation, biological process: cilium assembly. The record is from RefSeq and is a predicted model, not a curated record. NCBI's taxonomy places the organism in Eukaryota, Metazoa, Chordata, Mammalia, Rodentia, Cricetidae. Gene Ontology annotation, cellular component: cilium.
CCGCGCCUGCGCUCUCAGGUCUCCUCCCCCCUCCCCCCAAGCCCGGCUGGGGUUGGGGGCGCGUCUACCGUUGCCGUGCGCCGGUUGUCUUCCACCGCAGUGGCUGUCGCCGCGGCUCCCUGUCGCGCGCCAUGCGUCUCCUCUGCUGGUGGCAAGUACUGCUGUGCGUUCUGGGCCUUCCGGCCCACAGCCUGGAGGAAAGCAGCAAUGCUGGGAAUGCCAGGAAACAACUUUCUUCAGCCCCUGCUAGCUGUCCCAAGGCAGCAUCUCUGCAGCAGCCAUGAGAUCUUUGCAGAGGAGAGUGGCCAUGCGUGGCGGGAAGAGCAGCCUGGCCCCCCUCUUCAGGUUGGGGCCCUCUAUCUGCAUGAAGAGGAGGCCGCACAGGGACAUCAGGGCCAGGCGAAGGUGGCAGAGCCUGCUGAUGCCUCGCUGGGGCCCGGUCCUCGUGGAGAUUCCGUGGUGGUGCUGUCAGUGAUUCCCGGUGCAGCCGAGGACCAACGGAGUGUGGAGGCCCCAGAUGGUACCUGCAGUGCGCUGGGUGAGGAAGACCCUCGCUGCAACCAAGAGAGCCUCUUCGCACUGCAUGGUGCGGGCGGCUUCCCAGAGCGAGAAGAGGAGUACUACCCGGAGCCUGGAGUGGCGGAGGCCGAGCCUGUAGCCACCGAGGAUGCCAACAGCACCGACAGCCUCAAGUCUCCCAAGGUGAACUGUGAGGAGAGGAAUGUGACCGGGCUUGAAAAUUUCACCCUGAAGAUUUUAAACAUGUCCCAGGACCUUAUGGAUUUUCUAAACCCAAAUGGUAGUGACUGUACGCUGGUCCUCUUCUACACCCCGUGGUGCCGGUUUUCUGCCAGCCUGGCCCCUCAUUUUAACUCUCUGCCUCGGGCAUUUCCAACUCUUGGCUUUUUGGCAUUGGAUGCAUCUCAGCACAGCAGCCUUUCCACCAGAUUCGGCACCGUAGCUGUCCCUAACAUUUUGUUAUUUCAAGGAGCUAAACCCAUGGCAAGGUUUAAUCACACAGACCGAACUCUGGAAACGCUGAAAAUCUUCAUCUUCAAUCAGACAGGUAUAGAAGCCAAGAAAAAUGUGGUGGUAACCCAAGCUGACCGAAUGGGCCCUCUCCCCAGCACGUUGAUAAAGACCGUGGAUUGGCUGCUUGUAUUUUCCUUGUUCUUUUUAAUUAGUUUUAUUAUGUAUGCUACCAUCCGGACUGAGAGCAUUCGGUGGCUGAUUCCGGGACAAGAGCAGGAGCACGCGGAGUAGAGGCUAAAGGGAAGAGGAGGUGCCCAGCGGGACUGAUGUUACAGUCGCGGGCAUUUUCUCCCCAAGCAGAAGUUGAAUUCAGGAAUCAAGUUCUUGUUGAACUACUGGAGGGCUGGAAGGAUUGCGUGUGGGCGUGCUCUUACUGUGAGAAUUCACAGAUGCAGAAGCGCUCGCUAGAAUCGACUGUUCUUGAUUUUAAUACUUGAACAUGAUGAACUCCUCUCCCAGUGUGGUGAAGCAGGAAAGUGCUGUGUGAGAAAAGUACCAGGAGGGGUGUGGGCCUCUCGGUAGCACCUGAUGGGAAGUAAAAAGUCACAUGCCCAUUG